Lepisosteus oculatus (spotted gar) is the source of this 5093-nucleotide messenger RNA. It is a transcript of the gene myom2b, whose product is annotated as myomesin 2b. The record is from RefSeq and is a predicted model, not a curated record. Gene Ontology annotation, molecular function: protein binding. Lineage: Eukaryota; Metazoa; Chordata; Actinopteri; Semionotiformes; Lepisosteidae.
AGCAUUCCUCUACCGUGGGAUAAUAUUUUUGUUUUCAUCAGCAAGUGGCUCCCAGGCGACUUGAGGCUGAUCUCCUCCUCAGCUCCGCAAUCUUUAAUUCUCUCUGGCAGGUCUGCUGAAGCUUGUCAGCCAUGGCAACAAAAGUUGCACCGUUUUACCAGCGGAAACACAAGCAUUUUGACCAGAACUACCGCAGCACGCAGACGAGAUAUGUGGUGCAAGAAUAUGCAGCUUCAUCAAGGUCAAGAACAUCUGCAGUAAAAUCAAGCAGUAAAUCAAGGCUUAGUGCCCAGUCCAAGAGGUUUCAUGCAGCUGAGGAAGAGCAACAGCAAGAAGUAACUUAUACUGUGCCACCCUUCAGGACCAGAUCUGCAGAGGAGCAGGAGGAGUAUCAGCGCAGAGUUGUCCAUUUUGGCAAUGACCUGGCUGUUUUGGAGGGCGAGGUCCACAGGGCUCGACAGGCCACUAGAGAGCAAGUGGACAAGCUCGCCGUUCAAAGAAUGGUCGAGGAAAGGAUGGCUGCUGAGAGGUAUAUUCAUGAGCAGUCCAUGGUCCGUGGUCCCGAUUUUCUUGUAAGACUCAGGUCUCACACGGUGUGGGAGAUGAGUCCAGUGAGGCUGUUCUGCACUGUCGAGGGCUACCCCUCCCCCGUUGUGAAAUGGUUUAAAGAUGAUGUCAUCCUUGAUCCAAUUAGUAUGAUGGGAAAAUACAGAAUUGACAGCAAAUAUGGAGUGCACAGCCUAGAAAUUCACAGGUGUGAUAUUCAUGACACUGCUCAGUACACAGCUGUGGCCACGAACGCCCAUGGUCAGGCCACCUCUACGGCAGCAGUGAUUGUCAAGAGGUACAGAGGAGAGGAGGAACCCUACCACUCAGUGUUGCUCCCUCUUCAGAUCCCCAUGAUGCCUGAGAUUGAGUACACUAAGAUAGACAUCAGCUUCGUGGAAAAGUUUGACGUAACCUUUGGGACUGAAGGAGAAACAAUUAGCUUGGUUUGUAAGAUGGUCAUUGCACCUGACCUGGCCAACCUGCAGCCUGAAGCCCAGUGGUACAGAGAUGAUGUCCGUAUUAAGGAAUCCAAAUGGGCUCAAAUGAAGUGUGGAGGAGGGUCAGCUAGACUAACUCUGACACACCUUAACAAGGAUGAUGAAGGUCUCUACACCCUGCGCAUGGUGACCAGAGGGGGCACUUCUGAGCACAGGGCGUAUGUCUUUGUAUCAGAUGCUCCAGCUACUGUAGCUGGUGCUCCUGGAGCCCCUAUGGAUAUUACAAUCCACGAUGCCAACAGAGAUUAUGUCAUUGUGUCCUGGAAACCUCCCAACAUUACCAGCGAGAGCCCCGUUAUUGGAUAUUUUGUAGACAGGUGUGAGGUUGGGACUAAUAACUGGGUUCAGUGCAAUGAUUCGCCCAUUAAGAUCUGUAGAUACCCUGUACAUGGUCUGUUUGAGGGACACUCCUAUAUCUUCCGGGUGCGGGCAGUGAACAAGACAGGGGUCAGUAGGCCCUCCAGGGUGUCUGAUGCCAUUGCAGCCCUGGACCCUGCUGACCUUGAACGACUACAUGUUAUUCACCUGGAGAGAGGGAAGCAAAUUGUGAUCCAUCAGGAUGACCUGGAAGGUGACGUAAAGAUCCCAGGAGUUCCCACCAAUGUACAUGCUGCAGAGACAAACAGAACAUAUGUUGUGCUCAGCUGGGAGCCUCCAGUUCCUCGUGGCCGGGAAGCCCUGAUGUACUACAUUGAGAAGUGCAUGGUUGAUGGGGGAAACUGGCAGCGGGUGAACACCCAGAUCCCCGUGAGAUCUCCACGGUACGCUGUGUUUGACCUGGCUGAAGGAAAGCGGUAUCUCUUCCGCGUGCUCUCUGCCAACAAGCACGGUACCAGUGAGCCCUCAGAGCCCACUCCACCCAUUCAGACGGAGGAGCUGCACAGUGUUCCUUCUGCUCCUGGCCGUAUACUGGCUACGAGAAACACAAAAACAUCUGUGGUUGUGCAGUGGGACCCUCCUAAACAAGCAGCUGGCCUGAUUGGCUACUACAUUGACUCCAGCUUAUUAGGCUCAAAGCAGUGGGCUCCAUGCAACCACAAACCAUAUAAACACACCAGGUUUGUGGUUCAUGGUUUGACAACUGGACAGAGCUACAUUUUCCGUGUGAAAGCUGUCAAUGAAUUGGGAUUCAGUGAAGACUCCCAGGAGUCGUCUGCCAUCUCUGUCCAAGCUGCGCUCACCAGCCCUUCACCACCCUAUGGCAUUACUCUCCUGUACUGCGAUGGACACUCCAUGACUCUGGGUUGGAAACACCCCAAAUAUUCUGGGGGAGCCAAAGUCACCGACUACUACAUCGACCAGCGUGAGGUGUCGCACCUGCACUGGAGGGAGACCCAUGUGGCUCCUAUCAAAGAACGGAUUUACAAGGUUGAAAAUCUGCAAGAAAGCAAAAUUUACGAGUUUAAAAUCCAAGCUGCUAACCUGGCUGGAGUCGGGCUGUCUUCAGACACCAGUGAUCCCUUCAACUGUGAAGCCUGGACUAUGCCAGAGCCAGGACCUUCCUAUGACCUGUCAUUCUGUGAGAUCAGAAAUACCUCUCUGGUUAUUCUGUGGAAGGCCCCAUUGUAUGCUGGGAAAAGUCCAGUGACUGGAUACUAUGUGGAAAUGAGCACAGUGGGGUCAGAGGUGUGGACUACAGUGAAUGAAAAAGCCAUUUCCCAUUGCUACCUAAAGGUUACAAAUCUGGAAGAAGCCAGCUCCUAUAUGUUCAGGGUACGUGCUGUGAAUGCAGCUGGCAAGGGGAAGCCAUCAGAUGUCUCUGAGCCAGUGUUUGUUCAAGCAAGACCAGAUACAAAGGAGGUUUCUUCUGGAGUAGAUGAAGAAGGGAACAUUUACCUGAAAUUUGAAUGCAAUGAAAUGACAGACAUUUCUCAGUUUAUCUGGUCUAAAUCAUAUGAAGAAAUUGUUGACUUCUCAAGAGUCUCCAUUGAAACCGAAGGAACUUUCUCUAAGAUUGUUUUCAAAAAUCCAGAUAAAGAGGAUCUGGGAACCUUUUCUGUUGCGGUCACUGAUACAGAGGGUGUUUCUGCAAGUUAUGUCUUGGAGGAGAAGGAGCUGGAAAAACUGAUGGCUCUCAGCCAUGAAAUAAGAAACCCUUUGAUUCCUCUGAAAAAGGAGCUGUCCUACGAGAUCUUUGAGAGAGGUCAAGUUCGUUUCUGGCUGCAGGCUGAAAAGCUGUCUUCUGCUGUCAAUUACACAUUUAUUGUUAAUGACAGGGAGGUCACCAGCAGUGAGUCUCACAAGAUACACUGCGAUAUAUCUACUGGUAUUAUUGAGAUGGUGAUGGACAAAUUCACCUCACAGAGUGAGGGCACCUACACUGUUCAAAUCCAAGAUGGUAAAGCCAAGAACCAGUCUGCUUUGGUGCUCAUUGGAGAUGUUUUCAAAGCUGCCCUGGAGGAAGCAGAAUUCCAGAGAAGGGAGUACCUCAGGAAACAAGGUCCUCAUUUUCUGGAGUAUAUCCACUGGCAUGUGGAGGAAGACUGUACUGUUAUGCUUGUCUGCAAGGUUGCCAAUGUUAAGAAAGAGUCUGUCUUCCAAUGGUUCAAGGAUGAUGAAAAAGUUAUUCUUGAUGAGCCGGUGGAUGUUAUGUCUGGAAUAUGCAAGUUACCUAUCCCUCAGUUCUCUAAGAAAGACCAGGGUGAGUACAGGGCCACUCUCAAGGAUGACAGAGGACAGGAUGUGUCAACUCUUGAUGUUUCUGGUAAAGUGUUUGAAGAUAUCAUAAAUGGCAUCAGCAAAAUAGCAGGGGCCAGUGCCUCUGAGCUGAAGAUUCAGUGUACUCCAGAAGGAAUCAGACUUCAGUGCUUCAUGAAGUACUAUACGGAGGAAAUGAGAACUGUCUGGUACCACAAGGACUCAAAGAUUUCAUCUUCUGAAAAGAUGAGAAUUGGUGGUACCUCUGAAAUGGUCUGGAUGCAGAUCUGUGAGCCAACAGAGAGAGAAAAGGGAAAAUACACCAUUGAGAUUCUAGAUGCAAAGCAGUCCUACACCCGCACUAUCGACCUCUCUGGACAAGCUUAUACUGAUGCAUACGCGGAGUUCCAGAGACUCAAACAAGUGGCAUUUGCUGAGAAAAACCGCGGUAAAGUGGUCGGUGGUCUGCCUGAUGUGGUUACAAUCAUGGAAAAGAAGACACUAAGCUUGACGUGCACUGUGUGCGGUGACCCAUCUCCUGAGGUGGUCUGGUACAAGAAUGACAAGGAAGUGGAGCUCGAUGAUCACUACGUGGUGACCCUCGAACAGGGGAAAUACGCCAGCCUGACUAUCAAGGGUGUGACAACCGAGGAUUCUGGGAGGUUCAGCAUGAAUGUCCGUAACAAGUACGGUGGGGAGACUGUGGACAUCACCGUAAGUGUCUACAAGCAGGGGGAAGAGAUCCCACCGCCCAAACUGGGCCAAAUGCCCAGACCCACGCCACCCCCUGCUGCCCCAGCUCACGCCCCCAAAGCAGCAGCUAAGCAGCCUGAGCCCCAAAAAGGAAGAACAUCCAGAAAGUAAAUAUGCAAUGGCAAAAAUAAGUAUGUAUGCUGAGAAACUAUAAAAUUAUGAGUUUGUAGCAUUAGUCUUAAAAAAGCCAAGGUAGGCACUAUCAGUCAUUUUUCACUAAGGGGGCAGUUAUGUUUUUCUUUUCUUUAUAUUUUUCAACUUAUUGCUGAAAACAAGUCAUAGCCAAGUCAAAUUACAGUGCAUUAGGCAUUUAACUUUUCAAAAUCACUACCACUGUGAAACUGCUUGUCAUCAUAGUUCUUGAGCAGAGCUUCCUCUAAUGAACUUGGCUACUUUUCCCAGAGGCUCUUUGGUGAAAAAUGACCAGCUUUGAUGUUUAGUUUAUUAAAUCUGUGUUUAAAAGCUGCACUUUCAAUUAGCGAAUCAAGUCUUAAAGCAUUAAUUUCCUUGUGGAUGAAUAAGCUACAGUAAGUAUAGUGAAUUGCUAAUACUCCUAGGGCCUGUGCUGUCAGCACAGCCGUCACCUGACUACAACACAUUGCAAAGUAGCUGUAUUGUGUUUCCUUCUGCUUUGUGUUAAUAAAGAUUAGAAAUCAA